Solanum lycopersicum (tomato) is the source of this 3749-nucleotide messenger RNA. RefSeq lists its product as uncharacterized. The record is from RefSeq and is a predicted model, not a curated record. Lineage: Eukaryota; Viridiplantae; Streptophyta; Magnoliopsida; Solanales; Solanaceae.
GAAGCCCAAUUCAAAAUAUUUGCGCUGAUAGGACCCGGCCUUUUAUUGCAUCUCCUACACUUGAACAUAAUUACGACCAUUUCAGCCCAAUUCUCUUCUUCCACAAAGAAGCUAGCAACGGUAAAACCCAGAAUCGACAAAACAAUGGUUAAUGAGUAUACAUUCUGUUUUGGAGUAGUGGUUAGCAUAUUGCAUUGUUAGACUGUCUAUGUCACUUCUCAGUUGCUUGAUACUUAUGGAAAUGCAUAUUUUAUUACAUUUAAGUUGUUUUUCACCUUGUUCUCUGUUAGUGCAAAUCUUCCCUCCAUGGCUGAAGAGUUCAAGUAUUCUUGCAACACUGCCAGUGAAACCCUAGAAUGGAUCCAUGCAAUUAUCAACUUCAUUGCACCUUAUCGUUAUUUUAUAGAUGCUCAUGUCGUCAACUUUUUCAAGGAUAGACUAUGGGAAGCUGUGGAUAAAGAAUGGAUGGAUUGUUUACAGAAGGAGUCGGUUGAAAAUCUUCUCCGGAUUCCUUCUGGUGUGGUUCAGGAUCACUGGCCUGGCUCACUUAAAGACUUCAUACUUACUCUGAGGUCUCUUUGUCUUUCACGUGAACAGGCUGAUUUUCAGGAAUUUUCAGGAAUGCACAUAGCUUCACUAAGUAAUGUUUUAGCUCAAGGCAUGAAUCAUAAGAAAAAGCAUGAAGUGGAAGUACUUUCUGCUCUGGUCAGCUUAGUCGCAAAGCAAGUUGGUGCCCGAACAAUUGUUGAUGUUGGUGCUGGACAGGGUUAUCUUGCACAAGUGCUUGCUUUUGACUACCAGCUUUCGGUAAUUGCUAUUGAUGCUUGUUCACAUCAUGGCAAGAUUACUGAUGCACGUGCAGAGCGAAUCAGGAAACACUAUGCAGCUAAGAUGCGUAAAAAUUGGACAUUCUUGGAAUGUGACAAAGCUAAGGCGGUGAUUAGCGUCGGUUGCUGUUAUAAUUUGCUUUCUGAGGAAGCCAUUUGCGAAGCGGAUUCUUGUUGUGGUUUUCCUGUAAGCCAAGGUGUUAAAUCUGCUGGAGUAAUACUUGCAAAAAGUGCUCGUGAUCUAGCUUGUCAGAGUGCUGAUAGAUGGAGGGGCUUGGGUGAGAACGCAGGGCUUCACAACUUUGAGUUGCAUGCAUUCCGUGCUGCCUUCCAGAUUUUUCUCUUCAGACAUUAUCCUAGCAUAUUGCUAGAAAGCCCUACAAUAGGGCGUCAGGGGAAAGCCUUACGGCGCCAACAGAAUCAAAGGAUCCUGGAAUCCAAUUUGCAUCAUGGGGGGUCGUCAGAAUCUGGUGAACCACGGGAGAGUGUGGCGUUUCUUCAUGAAUACUCUUCUAUUCAGAGUUCUAAUAGCGAGUCUAACGCUGUGGACAGAUGCUCACUAUUUGCAAAAUUUUGCGAGUCUGGGUUAGGUCGUUUACAUCUCCCUCAUUUGGCGGAUACAGCUUACAGUGCAAUCUGGAGGGAGUCUGAAUCAUACGCUGAGUUAAUAGGACCUUAUUGGUCUCUUCGUGCUGCCCUGGGCCCCGUUUUGGAAACUCUUAUACUGCUUGACCGAUUGUUGCUCCUCCAGGAGUAUGGCAGUGAUCUGGAGGUUUACCUGCAGGAGAGAAUGACUUGCAAAAUCUUUAAAGAGUACUACUUUCUGUUGAUAUUGGGGAGUGGUAUGAAGUGUACAGAUUUGCAAAUGUCAGAAGGUACAUUGCUAACUCCUUACAUUCUUUUUAUAUCUUUUGGUUAGGAGGAAUUUAACUCCUUUGUGGACUAAUGUGUAUGUGUAACAACAACAUACGCAGUAUAAGUGGGACUCUGGGAAGGGUGGGAUGUACUCUGACCAUAUUCCUAUUAAAAUGACCAUUUCCAAUAGACCCUCGUAAUAAGUAAUGCGUGUGUAAAAGUGGUAAUUUUAAACUGAGUUGAGUACACCAAUGUUUAACCUUUGGUUAAUGCUCUGCCGAACUGAUGCACACAGAGUCUUCCGGACUUGCGUAUGUGUAAUGAUACUGGAAUGAUGGAGACAGGCCUAAUUGUAUUUACUUAUCUAUAAACCUAAUAAUUCUGUCUCAUUAUCAAAUCCUCCCUUCCAUUUUCUAAUAUUAUUAGGAAACGAACCUCAAUCCAUGGAGGCUAGAAUAUUUUUUACAUAUUCCCACUGAGCUUUACACGGUAGAACAAGUUCCUUAUCUUGCUUUAAGUAAAAAUGGUAGUCUUAGCAUUUUUAUGUGUAUUCUUCAACUUGGGGUAAGGGUAGUCCAUUGUCUCUUUUAUUAGUUGGUAUGUUAACAGCUUAAACAUAUCGUCUACACUGUUAUCCAAAAAACCUCAAACCAGUUGAACUCACAAUUGCACCUUACGUAUGACUUAUGCUUAAUCAGCUUGCGAGAUAUAUAUAUAUAUAUAUAUAUGUCGUUCAACUUUGAGCGUGAUAAUACAAAAUUGAACAAGUAAAUGCACGUAUAAUAUCAUGUAGAAGUAGGACGUGCGUGUUAAUUUAUUCAAUUUAUAUAAAUUUAAAGGCAUAUCUCGUGUACACUCAAAAUUAAAAAGCACCAAUAUAAGAGGUCUUCUGUAUAAAAAGAAGUAAAUUUUGUCACCUCCACCUCAAUUUAAAUAUUAAUAUUCUUCAUAGUAAGAGUUUUCUAGAGGGUAGAAUUCAAAGGUCCAAAGUUGCUCGCCGUCGGAGCAUUAACCUCAGGAGACUUUUGAUUAAGACAUGGAGAAAAAUGGGAUCUAACAGGUGGCAAUUUUUGGAGUGAACACACGUGAAAGUUUGAAUAAAUAUUUGUUGUUUAGUACAGUUGUUAGUUCAUUAACAAAUCAGAUAUUAGUAAGAAUGACAUUGAAAUUCCCACUAGGAGGAAAGAUAUACUCAUGGUUACUAUUAAAAACAGGAUUACUCAAUCAGUUGCUAUCAAAGCAAAAGGAAAGUAUUCAAGGAAUUUGGUAUAAAAUACAAAAACUUGCAUUUCCGAACUUUAAAACUUAUUGUCAUAAAUUGAACUCUCAUGGCUGGAUGAAAAUGGCUUGAAUCUUAUCAGUUAUUUGUUUUUGAAGUCUAUCUAGAAUCAAACUAUUGAAUAUUGCGGCUUUAUACUUAAAAAAAUUUAAUGAAAUUAAGUACCAACUCUUUCUACAUCCCCCUUUGUAGGAUUGCUCUAAUGAAUUUUCAUUUGAAGUUUAUGGGUUUCUAGUUUAUGUUAAGAAUAAGUAGGUUGACGAUCAAAUAUCUUUAAAUAUUUAGUGACAUUCUUCCAUAAACAUGAUAUAGAUAACUUUUAUUGAAUUAAUAUGAACUUUUAGAUCUUCUUUUGUCAGUAUAGGAUGAAUGAUUAAUUUAUAUAGCAUUUUAACUUUUAGCUAUUAUAGCAUGACAAUAUUUCUCACAGAUAAAAGGCAGAUUUUAUCUAUGAUAUUAACCACGUCUCUAAUAUGAUAUAAUCUAACCACAACAAAUGAAAUUGACUACGAACUUCAUGGCUAACAUAUGUUGUUUAUAAUUCAUUAUAAUCUAUUACUAAAUAAAAUUAGCAAUGAAUUUUAUUGUUUAACUAGGCUCUAAUAAUAAAAGCUUUGUUAUAAUUAUUUGUUUUAAAAUCUUUGAUUUGGAUAUUUAUGGCUAUCUUUUUCCAUGAUCUAAUUUUUUUUUUAGGCUGAGUGUUUCAUAAGCAACUUUUUUUUAAAGAAAGGAACAAAUCUUUUGACUUUUCCUAGAAAAUUCAAGACGAAGACAUAUUCAACACUAUU